AUGCUGGCGGAAUAUUUGAUGAAGCAGGUCACGGCAGAGCUGGAUGAAUGGCAUUUAGCAGAUGCCAAGAAGGACAGUCGAUUGGAGCAGUUGAUCCACAUGAGCAUUGAGGUGCUAUCGAGCUUCCGCCAACGAGUCUCGUCUUGGCUGCAGGAGGGCUCUAGAGAUACGUCCCUCCUGGCUGCGCUGGGCCCACCACCAGAGGCAGUUGCGGUUCACAGCACUUCCGAGGACUCGCAGGACUCGCUGCUAAUCUCCCCAUCUGCAGAGGAAUUAUGUGACUCAGGCAACCCUGCUAGAGCAGUCGCAGCAAGCGCUGGGGUCGUUCGCAAUCAUGGAGAGCUUUUGGCUACGGAAGGUCACGGGCUGCCGAGUCGCGACAAGGCGGUGAUUGAUGCAGCAUCGCCGUCAUCCCCGACCCACUGCAAUCCCUUCGGCAACCACGUCUGGCCUGGUGCCGCUGGAUGA
Molecule: messenger RNA, 468 nt
Organism: Symbiodinium pilosum
Lineage: Eukaryota; Dinophyceae; Suessiales; Symbiodiniaceae
Source: the annotation of a GenBank genome assembly